This is a messenger RNA of Psylliodes chrysocephalus, 1211 nucleotides long. NCBI's taxonomy places the organism in Eukaryota, Metazoa, Arthropoda, Insecta, Coleoptera, Chrysomelidae. The record is from the annotation of a GenBank genome assembly.
AGUAUCAAAAGUUUGUCGAAAUAACCUAAUAUGUCAGAUGCCAUAUUUAUUGGAAAAAAAAGAAGAGUUUUGGUUGGCAUUUGGCGAAUUGGCGCCAAACCGUCUAAUUUUCCAAAUAAAAAUCGAAUUAGUUUUCAAUUUUAGUAAAAAUGUUGUGGGCAGAUAAAUAUCGUCCUAAAGACUUUUCAAAUCUAGAUUAUUACAAAGAGCAAGCUGCGAAUUUAAAGAACUUAACUAAAGAUGGAGACUUUCCGCAUUUACUUAUGUAUGGCCCCUUAGGAGCAGGUAAAAAAACUCGAAUAAUGUGUAUACUGAGAGAACUGUUCGGACCAGGUGUAGAAAGAUUAAAAAUGGAAGUAAUGAAUUUUAUAACUCCUUCAAAUAAAAAAUUAGAAAUAAUGACCAUUAACAGCAGUCAUCACAUAGAAGUUAAUCCAAGUGAUGUUGGGAUUUAUGAUAGAGUUGUUGUGAUGGAUAUAAUCAAAAACGUAGCCCAAAGUCAACAGUUAAACGCAAAUGCUACAAGAGACUUUAAAGUUAUAGUUCUUACAGACGUAGAUGCUCUCACAAAAGAUGCCCAGCAUGCUUUAAGAAGAACCAUGGAGAAGUACAUUUCAAACUGCCGUAUAAUAUUGUGUGCAACAUCAGUAUCGAGAGUAAUACCUGCCAUCAGAUCCCGUUGUUUAUGUAUCAGAAUUCCUGCUCCAACAGAAGAAACAAUUAUCGAGAUUCUACAAAAUACAUGCAAGAAAGAAGAUUUGAAAUUACCUUCUGAAUUAGCCAAACGAAUUGCUGAAGUCUCUAAUCGCAAUUUACGUAGGGCACUAUUGAUUUGUGAGGCCUGUAAAGUUGAACAGUAUCCAUUUACAGAUAAUCAGAAAGUGCCUGAACCUGAUUGGCAAGUUUUUAUUAAAAAAACUGCUGAUAAAAUUUUGCAAAAUCAAAGUGUUGAGACAUUAUCAAAAGUUAGAGAAGAUCUUUAUGAACUCUUAACAAAUGAUAUACCUUCUGAUAUUAUAUUUAAAACAAUGUUGGGAGAAUUGUUAAAAAAAUGUGAUGCCAGUAUUAGUGCAAGAGUUGUUGAAGAAGCUGCUAGACAUGAACAUAGGAUGGCACAAGGGAACAAGGCUAUUUUCCAUUUGGAAUCAUUCGUAGUUAAGUUUAUGUAUAUUUAUCAAAGUAUGAUGCAGGAGAUGUUCGCAGAAUUUUAA